Coniosporium apollinis CBS 100218 is the source of this 738-nucleotide messenger RNA. RefSeq lists its product as uncharacterized. The transcript has 2 exons. Lineage: Eukaryota; Fungi; Ascomycota; Dothideomycetes. Bases 1 to 738 code for a protein of 245 amino acids. The record is from RefSeq and is a predicted model, not a curated record.
AUGGAAGACCCAGGUACCUCGCCUCCAUGCGCCUCUCACCCACCCUCCCCUAACCCAACCGCUAACACCGAGAAACUGCCAGUCAAGGAAAUCCCGUCGAUAAUCCACCGCCUGACGCAGAGCCGGCCGUCGGAGCAGCGCGCAACGAUCGAGACGUAUUUCACGCGCGACGCCUCGUUCACGCACCCGUUUGUGCGGACGGGGAGGUUCGCGAACUCGCGGCUGCUGGUGCGCGCUAUUUACCGGUGGUACAAGAUCAUGAGUCCGCGGAUAGAACUGGAGGUGCAUUCUGGCUUCAGGGGAAACCACCAGCUAAGUGAGCAUGUGGCGCGCGCGCGCAUAGCCUUCGACGAAGCAAACCUCCGCCUCUACGUCCACCUCUCUCAGAUCUUCCGCAUCUGGCUCAUCCCCUUCUACUCCGCCCCGGUGACCCUCGUGACCGUGCUCCAGCUCGUGCGCGCGAAGGCGGACGGCCGCUACUACAUCACCUCCCAAAACGACCUCUACCAGGUCGACCAGUUCGUGCGCUUCUUCUGGCCCGGCGGCGUGCUGGUCGUCUGGGCGUGGCAGAUCAUGGCGACGCUGUUCUCGGUCCUGGGAGCGCUGCUGCUGGCUCCUGUGACGUGGUUCGAGGAGGUGGUGUAUAAUCCGGGGGGCGGGUGGCCAAGUCCCGAGGGGGUGAAGGUGGGGAAGGUGAGGAUUGAGGGGUUGGUGCAGGGGGCAGAGGUUGAGGAUUGA